Molecule: messenger RNA, 169 nt
Organism: Ambispora gerdemannii
Lineage: Eukaryota; Fungi; Glomeromycota; Glomeromycetes; Archaeosporales; Ambisporaceae
Source: the annotation of a GenBank genome assembly
ACCUGAAUCAUUAGCAACCCAAGCUUGGAAUGCAAUGAAAGAUGAUGGUACUUCUAAUGAUAAGAAAUUUCUAGAUUUAACGAGACGUAAAGUGAAAAAUCUCAGACUCAAGAACAAUUUAAUCAAUGGCGUACUAAAUGAAUGGAAUCUUAUAAACAAUAUAAUUUGA